Molecule: messenger RNA, 1419 nt
Organism: Penicillium vulpinum
Lineage: Eukaryota; Fungi; Ascomycota; Eurotiomycetes; Eurotiales; Aspergillaceae
Exons: 3
Coding region: 1-1419 (472 amino acids)
Biological process (GO): positive regulation of transcription by RNA polymerase II
Cellular component (GO): nucleus
Molecular function (GO): transcription cis-regulatory region binding; DNA-binding transcription factor activity
Source: RefSeq, a predicted model, not a curated record
AUGAACGACUGGUCCCAACCCGACGCGAGUAUAUCCAAUUCCCAUGAUGCUGCAUUUGCCUCUCCAUCAGGCGCUACCAGCUGGGCCGAUGGAUUCACCCAUGAUCCAGGCUUCCUAGCAUCCCAAGAGGAGCUACGAUGUAUGCUUUUCAAUGUCGCGGAUUCUACAGCGCCGACUCGUGCACCGAGCCCAGAUACCCAGGGUCAAAACACCACACAAUCGCGCGACAGAGAGCAGACACAAACACGUCCGGUGCUGUCAAAUCUCCGUCGAAUUGAGUACUUGAAGAACUAUGUUGGUCAAGUAGCACCAUGGCUCGAUAUGUUCGAUUCGCAAUGUACCUUUCGAGUGCAGAUUCCCGCACUGGCCCGAUCAUUCCCCGCCCUAAUGAAUGCGAUCCUCGCGAUAUCCGCCCGGCAAAUGGAAAGGAAGGAGGGGAUUCAAGACUCCUUUGACAGCUUGGAGCUUUACCAGGAAGCAAUUCGCUUGUUGAGCCCGCUGUUGGAAAUGCACGACCCUAAAGUUGUCGCCGCCUGCGUACUGCUAUGCUGCCUUGAGAUGAUGUCUGCACGCGCGCAGGAUUGGCAACGUCAUUUGGAGGGGUGUGCCGCACUUUUCGACGCCUUCGAAAUGAAUGGGUUCAGUAGCGGCCUUCUACAAGCAGUGUUUUGGUGCUAUGCACGCAUGGACUUAUGUGGUGCGUUGAUCUCUGAUGGGACACAGGGCACUCUUCUUCGGCCCAGCAAAUGGCUCCCGCCUGGAUGUCAUGAGGAUGAUGCUGCACAGCUCUUUGAAGCUGCGCAAUCUUCAGACAUGCAUGCCAACUACGCCGUAUAUCUCUGCGCAAAAUCGUGCGAGCUGGUGGCUGAUCGUACUCAGUUUGUGGAGCUAGGGGUACAGAAUGACUGCGCCGGAGAGGUCUUCAAUCGCCGCUGGCUGCGACUCUGGAACGAUUUGCAGCACUGGCUUGACAACCGACCACCGGAGCUGUUACCAGUCCACACAACAACGACUAAGCCAUUCCCUCAUGUUCUUUUCCUCCAAUGGGCGGCUAUAUCCUCGAACCAACUAUACCACACGGCAUGCAUUUUGCUGCUCAACUCGAUGCCCAGAUCUAUCAAGCUGCAACCGACACCUGCAAUGUCUGCGCUGUGGCAUGGGAGGCGCAUUUGUGGAAUUUCGCUCGCCAAUCCGCACCACGGAUGCUUGAACAAUGCCAUCCAGCCGCUGUGGAUUGCGGGACGGCUAUUCAGCCACGUGUCUGAGCACGCGAUUAUAAUCGGCCUAAUCCGUCAUAUCGAAGCCGAGACUGGAUGGGGCGCUUGCUGGCGUAUCCGCGACCUGGAACUCGCCUGGGGGUAUCGAAUCUCACGGUCAGAUCGGACUAUUGAUAGACAGCGGUUUCCCGUAACAGGAUGA